UAUUUUAAGUAGAAUUUCUAGAGUUGGCAACUCGGCAACCGGUCUAUUCUUCUGUUUAUUUUAACGGACCGUUUCCAUAAUCGUCUGCCUCACAAAAACGAAAAAAUAAAUAAAAAUAAACCCAUUCUGAUAGUGCUGAUAAGUCUCCUGCUUCACUUAAAAUGCCGCCUUCAGUUGGAUCGUUUGCUAUUUUGAUCGGAACUUUAGCCGCCCUGUUCAAUUUUUCUUUACACAAAAUCGAUGAGGGAUAUGUCGGUGUUUAUUACCGGGGAGGUGCAUUGUUGAAAGAGACAAGCAAUCCUGGAUAUCAUAUGAUGUUUCCUUUUCUUACUACUCACCGAUCAGUUCAGGUUACUCUGCAAUCAGACGAAGUAAAGAAUGUACCGUGUGGAACUGCUGGCGGGGUCAUGCUUUACUUUGACCGAAUUGAAGUGGUCAAUAUUUUAAGUCCAUCCAGUGUAUACGAAAUUGUCAAAAACUAUACAGCCGACUAUGAUAGAACGCUAGUAUACAACAAGAUCCAUCACGAACUUAACCAGUUUUGUUCUGUGCAUACUCUCCAAGAGGUCUACAUUGAUCUGUUUGAUCAGAUCGACGAAAAUUUAAAGAAGGCCUUGCAAGCAGAUUUGAAUGAUCUUGCACCGGGUUUGCAUAUUCACGGCGUGCGCGUCACCAAACCCAAAAUUCCUGAAUCUAUUCGAAAGAACUACGAACUUGUGGAGGCGGAGAAAACCAAACUGUUAAUUGCACGAGAGUAUCAGAAAGUGGUUGAGAAAGAUGCCGAAACCGAGCGGAAGAAAGCCGUUAUUGAAGCCGAGAAAGAAGCUCAAGUGGCCAAAAUUAAUUUUGAACAAAAAGUUAUGGAGAAAGAAUCAGUCAAGACCAUGUCCAUCAUUGAAGAUGAAAUCGUUACCAACCGACAUAAGAGUCGCGCAGAUGCAGAUUACUACUCGCUUGAGCGACAAGCUAAGGCCAAUGAGUUGCUAUUGACGAAAGAAUAUCUGGAACUCAAGCGCUACGAAUCCAUCACGGCCAAUACGAAGCUAUAUUUCGGAGCCAACAUUCCAACACUUUUCAUGGGCGAUCAACAGCCUUCUAGUGGUAGUCUACCAGUAGUAACCGAAAAAGCCUCGAAUUAAUGAAGAGAAGCGGCACGAUCCGUUUCCUUUCCUUGGUCUAAAUAAUAAUAAGUCGAGUCAAUAUUUUUUUGCUACGAAUUUUCCAUUUCUUCUGUGUACACUUGUGUGGUGACACACUUUCUACUAGAUGUCGCGGCGUGCUGUGUACUGAAACGAGCUGAAAAAAAAGAAACAAUUUUAAUUGAA
Messenger RNA from Daphnia pulicaria, 1325 nucleotides. Its product is annotated as erlin-1-like. The transcript is spliced from 9 exons. The record is from RefSeq and is a predicted model, not a curated record. Gene Ontology annotation, molecular function: cholesterol binding; ubiquitin protein ligase binding. NCBI's taxonomy places the organism in Eukaryota, Metazoa, Arthropoda, Branchiopoda, Diplostraca, Daphniidae. Gene Ontology annotation, cellular component: endoplasmic reticulum membrane; endoplasmic reticulum. Bases 162 to 1139 code for a protein of 325 amino acids. Gene Ontology annotation, biological process: SREBP signaling pathway.